CCUCUUUUCCUUUUUCUUCCUCACUAUUUUUCCUGGCCGCCGCCGCUAGUCUUCUUCCCCUUCUCUUCUUCCUCACCCCGGCUCGAUCUCCCCCAUGGCCGGCUCUUUCCUCGAGCUGCUCUCGCGCGCGCCCUCCGCUCCACCUCCCUCGCGCCCGCCCUCCUCUCCCCGUCCUCGAGCGCCUCCCUUCCUCCUCUGCGCCGGCGCCGCCCUCCACCUCCGCCGCCACCUCGCCGGCCCGAGCUCCUCCGGCCUCCUCUGUCUCCAUUUCCUGCCCGUGCUCGCCCCGGUGCCGCCGCCGUCGACCUGGCCGCCCCGCCCCGCUCCUGGCCGCGCCGCCCGCUGCCGUGCGCCGCCCAUCGCCGAUCCGCCCGGCGCCGCCUCCACCUCGCAUGCCCGCGCGCGCGCCUCCCGUCCUCCUCUGCUCCGCCCGCGCCUGCAACUCGCCCCCGGCGCCGCCCAGGUCCCUUCGCCGUCCUCGCUUGCUGCUCGCCCAAGCCGAGCCCCUGCACGACCCAAGCCUCCUUGCGUGCUGCUGCUGCUCUCUAUCUCCCUCUCGGUUGUGUGCUGCUGCUGCUCUCUAUCUCCCUCUUGGUUGCUGCUGUUGCUGCGCUAGCUCUCCCUCUCUCUUCUCUCCUGUUGUGGUGUUGCCACUGCUCUCUGCCCUCUCGGUGCUGCCGCUGCCCUCUCUCUUUGGUCUGUUGGUGCUGUUGUGUGUUGGUGUUGCUGUCGCCGUGUGCCGAGGAGACCGAAGACCUGGAGCCGGACGAGUUGCUGCGCACGACUACGUUCGAGGAGCCAUGAACAACGACUACGUCGCCUACGUGUACAAAUACUUCGCCUACGACACCUACAUCGCCCACGUGUGCGAUACCCUCUACCACGUCGCGACGCCGCAACGAGUCCAAGGCGAGAUGGCGGGAGCCGAAGCCGAGCUCACGACCGAGAGGGGGCCUUCCAAGGGGUCCGCGAUGGAGCGAGUGGCGAGCCGGCCGUCGAGGAAGAAGAAGGUCGCCUUUCGUCCGCAUGGGGAUCCUUCGGUGGUCCCAACGGCUCCGAUGGAGGGCAGUUGGGCUCUGGACUUCUUUCUCCCGUCUUCGGCGAGUCCUGAGGACCUUGUUUCGCAGGAGGAGGCGGGAUACUUCCCCAAGGGGGAUGGUAUCUUGCCCGAUGGGGAGGAGUUCAAGCUCGACCACAAGCGGCGUCCAGGGUGCAUCGUGGUGUUUUCGGCUUGGUUCCAUGCCGGCUUGUGUGUGCCUGUCCACCCCUUCCUGCUGGAGUUCUUGGAGACGUAUGGCAUCGAGUUGGCCCAGCUCCACCCUUCGGCGGUCGUGAAGUUGAACGUGUCUCGCUGGCUGUGUGAGACGGCGCUUCACGAGGAGCCUUCGAUGAAGUUGCUGCUGUUCUACUUCACCGUGGAGGUGAGGGAGUCGCUCACUCCUGAUAGCUUUACUCUGAGCGCCUUUGGUUCGGUGAACCUGAGACUUCGUUCCGGCUUUGGCGACGACUUUCUGCUCAUGCCGGGGAGGAGCACGGUGAAGUUGUUUGACAAGUGGGAGUCCCAGUGGUUUUUCCUUCGGGCUUUGAAGACACGUCUUCGACACUCAGGUGAUCUUCCUCGACACUCGGGGGCUGGAGGCCUCAAGGAGGAGCCUCACCCAGGCAAGCUUCGGUCGACCGACCUUUGGAAGGUGAACAAGAUCAAGGAGGUGUUCGCUGAGAGGAGCUUUCGCGACCUUAUGGAGGAGGUGGUGAUGGCGGGGCGCUUUAUGAUGAGGAGCCGCCCGAGGUCCGAGCUUGGGAUUCCUCAGUCUUUCCGCCCUCUGCAGUCCGUCACCACGCGGGCGUCCUGGUGUUCUCCAUCGGUCACAAGUGUCCCGAGGAGGAUGCUCCUACCUCGGGUGCGAGGGUCGCGGCUCCCGAGGUUCCCGAGGGCGAGCCCCUGACUCAAGUGAGGGACGGAGAGCUUCCGAUGACCGAGGAUGGGGUGAGAGACCCUCUUAUGACACUGGAGCUGGUGAGGGGUUUGGUCGAGGCCGUGGGCGCCCUUCCUUCCCUCAAGACUCAGGUGGGGGCGCUUUCUGCUGCUUUGGACGUGGAGAUGUCCAAGUCUACCCUUGCCUUGAGUGAGUUGGCUUCGGAGAGGGUGCGGCGCGAGGCCGUGGAGGCCGAGCUUUCCUGCGUUUCGGUGGAGCUCGCAGCCAUGGAGGCCAGGGCUCGGCUCGCUGAGGGGCGUCAGGCGGACGAGAUUGCGAAAACUCAUCGAGUUGAGGAGGACUUGGUGGUGGCCAACCUUGAUAGGGAGCACGCUCGAGCGGAGGCUGCUUCCCUCAAGGUGGAGUUGGCUGCAGCGAGUGAUGGCCCGAUGCUCGCUCCUCGUGCUCGCCCUCUUUCGGAUCGUCGUCCCGAGGUGGUUUCGCUUUUACUUGCUUAGGCCACCGAGAUUUGGGAGAUGAUGACUUUUUUUAGGAUCGUUUCCCAACCGGACCUUCCUCCGUGUCGCACGGUGGAUGAGGCAAGCAGGGUGUGCUUACUUCCCAGGUGGAGCUCAUCGAGCCUACCGUGAAGAAGUGCCUCCUGAGUACGGGUGCUCGACUUGUUUCGUCGGCGGUUGCGGCAGUCCUGGACGGCGGUGCCGGGAUGAGCGGGCUUGAGGGUGAGAUGUCUCAUGGGGCGAAGAAGUUUCUGGCUGACCAGGGUGCUCCUCUUCAUGCUCGGGCUCGACACUUCAUGCGUUGCCUUGAGCCCGCUCUUCAGGAGGGUGAUGGUGAGACGUGAGCCUCGUCGCCCUCGGAGGUGGUGAUGUACCUCAGCUGCUUACUUAUGCAAUGUUGCAUAUCUCCA
This is a messenger RNA of Brachypodium distachyon (stiff brome), 2844 nucleotides long. RefSeq lists its product as uncharacterized. The coding region runs from base 393 to 1946 and encodes 517 amino acids. The transcript is spliced from 4 exons. The record is from RefSeq and is a predicted model, not a curated record. NCBI's taxonomy places the organism in Eukaryota, Viridiplantae, Streptophyta, Magnoliopsida, Poales, Poaceae.